AUGGACGCGCGGAACCCGCCGUCUGUCCGGGCCAGCGCUUUCAGCAUCGCCUCUCUCUUUGCAGCCGAGGCCUCGGAGGGCACCGCCCGCCGGGGCCCCGGGCCCUCUGACCGGGGGAAACUUCUCCGGCUACUAGGAUCCCCAGCCGGGAUGCACUUCAGCACCGUCACCAGGGACAUGGAAGCCUUCACGGCCAGCAGCCUGAGCAGCCUGGGGGCCGCGGGGGGCUUCCCGGGCGCCGCGUCACCGGGCGCCGACCCCUACGGCCCGCGCGAGCCGCCGCCGCCGCCGCCACGCUACGACUCGUGUGCCGCCGCGGCCACCCCCGGCGCCCCGGGCCCGCCGCCGCCGCCACACGCCUACCCGUUCGCGCCGGUCGCUGGGGCCACCACCAGCUCCGCCGCCGAGCCCGAGGGCCCUGGGGUUAGUUGCGCGGCGGCCGCCGCCAAGGCACCGGUGAAGAAGAACCCGAAGGUGGCCAGCGUGAGCGUGCAGCUGGAGAUGAAGGCGCUGUGGGACGAGUUCAAUCAGCUGGGCACCGAGAUGAUCGUCACCAAAGCCGGCAGGCGAAUGUUCCCUACCUUCCAAGUGAAGCUCUUUGGCAUGGACCCCAUGGCGGACUACAUGCUACUCAUGGACUUUGUGCCGGUGGAUGACAAGCGCUACCGGUACGCCUUCCACAGUUCCUCCUGGCUGGUGGCUGGAAAGGCAGAUCCUGCCACACCUGGCCGUGUGCACUACCACCCGGACUCACCGGCUAAGGGUGCACAGUGGAUGAAACAAAUCGUGUCCUUCGACAAGCUCAAGUUAACCAACAAUCUGCUGGAUGACAACGGCCAUAUUAUUCUCAACUCCAUGCACAGAUACCAGCCCCGCUUCCAUGUUGUCUAUGUGGACCCUCGUAAAGACAGUGAGAAAUAUGCAGAGGAGAACUUCAAAACCUUUGUAUUUGAGGAGACGCGCUUCACUGCAGUCACUGCCUACCAGAACCACCGGAUCACGCAGCUCAAGAUUGCCAGUAACCCCUUCGCCAAAGGCUUCCGGGACUGCGACCCAGAGGACUGGCCUCGGAACCACCGCCCUGGUGCGCUGCCACUCAUGAGCGCCUUUGCACGCUCGCGGAACCCUGUGGCUUCUCCCACGCAUCCCAAUGGCGCCGAGAAAGACGUGGCCGAAGCCCGGCGAGAUUUCGAUCGCGACGCGGGCGGGCCGCCCAUGCUCGGCGACCCUGCGCACCCUCCGCAGCUACUGGCGCGGGUGCUGAGCCCCGCGCUGCCCGGGGCCGGGGGCGCCGGCGGCCUCGUGCCACUGCCCGGCGCUCCCGGGGGCCGGCCCAGCCCCCCGCACCCUGAGCUGCGCCUGGAGGCGCCCGGCGCGUCCGAGCCGCUGCACCAUCACCCCUACAAGUACCCGGCCGCCGCCUACGACCACUACCUCGGGGCCAAGAGCCGGCCGGCGCCCUACCCGCUGCCCGGCCUGCGCGGCCACGGCUACCACCCACACGCGCACCCGCACCACCACCACCACCCGGCCGUAAGCCCGGCUGCCGCCGCCGCCGCCGCCGCCGCGGCCAACAUGUACUCGUCGGCCGGGGCCGCGCCACCCGGCUCCUACGACUACUGCCCCAGAUAA
Molecule: messenger RNA, 1632 nt
Organism: Jaculus jaculus (lesser Egyptian jerboa)
Lineage: Eukaryota; Metazoa; Chordata; Mammalia; Rodentia; Dipodidae
Gene: Tbx1
Product: T-box transcription factor 1
Exons: 8
Coding region: 1-1632 (543 amino acids)
Biological process (GO): positive regulation of DNA-templated transcription; cell fate specification; regulation of transcription by RNA polymerase II
Cellular component (GO): nucleus
Molecular function (GO): RNA polymerase II cis-regulatory region sequence-specific DNA binding; DNA-binding transcription factor activity, RNA polymerase II-specific
Source: RefSeq, a predicted model, not a curated record